This is a messenger RNA of Enterobius vermicularis (human pinworm), 969 nucleotides long. Lineage: Eukaryota; Metazoa; Nematoda; Chromadorea; Rhabditida; Oxyuridae. The record is from the annotation of a GenBank genome assembly.
AUGUUUCGACUACCUCCCGGAUGCAACAACUGUAUUAAUUGCUUCCGUGAUGGAGACUGGAAAUGCGGGAAAUGUGUCUAUUGUGAGGCUAAAAAAGAACCUUGUUUGAAACGCGUUUGUUUACUACCAAAGUACAACAAAGUACAAAUGGAUAAAAUUGCAGUUUUUUAUGGCGAAAAAACGGGUGAUAGUAAGACGGCUAACUCAAGGACGAAGUCUCAUGGAUCUAAGAGCAAAGCAUCUGUUAGUGAAGGCAAUCUGACCGAGACAAACAGUAAUGGUAAUGAGAGGGUGGAAGAGCCACAAGCAGUUUCGGUUACAAAUGGUGCUGGAGCUAAAUCGUCAGCAGGUCAUGUGGCAGAAAAGAAAAGAGGACGAAAAAGGGGUUGGAAGAAGAACAAAAGUGACAGUAAUUUGAAACGUCGAAAACGUUAUUCCGACAAGGAAGACAAUAGUUCAAGUGACGCUGGUUAUGUUGGCACUGACCGAACCUUAACACUUGAAGAGCGGAGGAAGAUCGCAUCAGCGGCAUAUUAUGACUUUACGCAGCGUAAUGGUCGUACACCAAUUAAAAAAGAGGAGGAGCGGCAAUGUUUGGGACCUUGCUGUACUUUGUCUGCAAGACCAGGUUCAAAAUACUGUUCAGAUACAUGUGGGUUAAAUUUAGCUAAGAAGCGUCUUAACACCAUAUUGCCCGGACGAGUUAACAACUACUGGGAGCAGCUUCCGUGUGCAUCCAUAAAUUCAGAACGGCAACAAGCUGUUUUAGAAGAACAGCUUCAGCAACUAACAAAUGAUCGGCGUGUAAUCGAGUCUUACAAGGAAGAACUACAUAAGUGGGUUACCAAUUUACACUGUGCUGUAUGCACUUUGGAAUUUCCUGCUAAGCAAAUAGCGAAACAUGCUGAGAGAUGCUUCGUUCGUACAGAGAAACAAAGUUGUUAUGGCGCACCUAAUAAGGCAAAUUAA